AUGGAUGCGACACGCCACUUAACUCCUCAGCUUCGGCGGUACCAAGAACGAUGCAACCUCGACGGAGCUGGGAGGCCUGAAGAGAUUCCCAAUACUGCAAAACUCGAGGCGUUCACGCACAAGCUCCGCGAUGCCGAGAAGCCAGUCACGUGCAUAUACAUCGUCCACUUCCUGAAGCGGAACCAGAAAGAGUGGCUCCACAACCAUUUUACCACCAAAACUGUGGGUAUCAGUCCCAUUUGA
Aphanomyces invadans is the source of this 243-nucleotide messenger RNA. RefSeq lists its product as hypothetical. The record is from RefSeq and is a predicted model, not a curated record. Lineage: Eukaryota; Oomycota; Saprolegniomycetes; Saprolegniales; Verrucalvaceae. Bases 1 to 243 code for a protein of 80 amino acids. The transcript has a single exon.